GUGGCUGCCGCUGAGUGGCGGCGCCUGCGCAGCCGCCAUGUUCGGUUGCUAUGCUGCGGCCUGGGCGACGGGGUGUGCUUGAGGGAGGAGGAGGAGACGGAGGAGGAGGAGGAAGAGGAGGGGGGACGGAGCGUCUCUUGCACUCUCACACACAAACGCAGCCAGGCAUUGGCAUUGCCCGCCGGCUCGCGCGGCGCAGCGCGCUUUCCCGCUCCCGGCGGCCCCCUGUCAUUGUUCUCUCAGGACGCCCUGGUGGUUCCCCGGGGGCCGAGGCAGGGACGCGCUCGCCCUCGGCCGGAGGAGGCUGGAGCUUUGGGGGCCGGGCCCCCCUGGCCCCGCGGACCCCCUCCCCGCGGCACUCCGCCGGGGGUGUGCGCGCGCGUGUGGAUUAGCUCAUCCCGGCGGGGAGGCGGGACGGCGCGCCGGCUGCCCGCGUCGCUCCAGCGCCCGGCGGAGCUGGCCCGCCGCAGCCCCGCAGCAUGAGGUGGAGCCGGCGGCCCGGGGCCGUGGCGCGGCGGCUGCGGCGGCGGCUACGGCUGGAGGGCCGCUGAGGGCGCCCGGGGAGCGGAGGACGCGGCUCGCCCCGGCGCGCUCGGGCCUCCGGGCCGAGCUUGUGCAGCCGGAGGACGCGGCUGGAACCCGGAGAGAGAGGGAGAGAUUCACAGCACUACCCCUCCAUCUAUGGAGCUUACCUUGAUGCUGUGGUGCUCCCAUUCGCUGCUGGAUCUUGAACUCAGGCCCUCAGACCCACUGCUUGGCCAAGACAAAGAGAAAUUGAGAUGUAAAGAGGAGAAAGAGCACUGCCUCACUGUAGCACUGCCUCACUGCUCAUGAAGCUUGCCCCCUGCAGACCUUGUGUGGACAGUAAUGACCUCACGUUUCCGAUUGCCUGCUGGCAGAACCUACAAUGUGCGAGCAUCAGAGUUGGCCAGAGACAGACAGCACACUGAAGUAGUUUGCAAUAUCCUUCUUCUGGAUAACACUGUACAAGCUUUCAAAGUUAAUAAGCAUGAUCAGGGGCAAGUUCUGUUGGAUAUAGUCUUUAAACAUCUUGAUUUGACAGAGCGCGACUAUUUUGGUUUACAACUGGAUGAUGAUUCCACUGAUAAUCCAAGGUGGCUGGACCCAAGUAAACCAAUAAAGAAGCAGCUAAAGAAACUUUCAUUAAUUCUAGGAGGAUCUCCUUACAGUUUGAACUUUAGAGUCAAAUUUUUUGUAAGUGAUCCCAACAAGUUACAAGAAGAAUAUACAAGGUAUCAGUAUUUUUUGCAAAUUAAACAAGAUAUUCUUACCGGAAGAUUGCCCUGUCCUUACAAUACUGCUGCCCUUUUGGCUUCAUUUGCUGUUCAGUCUGAAUUUGGAGACUACAGUCAGUCAGGGAACCUGCCAGGCUACCUCUCAGAUUAUUCUUUCAUUCCUGAUCAACCUCAAGAUUUUGAAAAAGAAAUUGCAAAAUUACAUCAACAACAUACAGGCUUAUCUCCUGCAGAAGCAGAAUUUAAUUAUCUGAACACAGCACGUACCUUAGAACUCUAUGGUGUUGAAUUCCACUAUGCAAGGGAUCAAAGUAACAAUGAAAUUAUGAUUGGAGUGAUGUCUGGAGGAAUUCUGAUAUAUAAGAACAGGGUACGAAUGAAUACCUUUCCCUGGUUGAAGAUUGUAAAAAUUUCCUUUAAGUGCAAACAGUUUUUUAUUCAGCUUAGAAAAGAACUGCAUGAAUCUAGAGAAACAUUAUUGGGAUUUAAUAUGGUGAAUUACAGAGCAUGCAAAAAUUUGUGGAAAGCAUGUGUAGAACAUCACACAUUCUUCCGUUUGGACAGACCACUUCCACCUCAGAAGAAUUUUUUUGCACAUUAUUUUACAUUGGGUUCAAAAUUUCGGUACUGUGGGAGAACUGAAGUCCAGUCGGUGCAGUAUGGCAAAGAAAAGGCAAAUAAAGAUAGGGUGUUUGCAAGAUCCCCAAGUAAGCCAUUGGCAAGGAAAUUAAUGGAUUGGGAGGUAGUAAGCAGAAAUUCAAUAUCUGAUGACAGGUUAGAGACGCAAAGCCUUCCAUCACGAUCACCACCAGGAACUCCUAAUCAUCGAAAUUCUGCAUUCAGACAAGAGGGAACCCGGUUACGACCUUCUUCGGUUGGUCAUUUGGUAGACCACAUUGUUCAUAUGUCUCCAAGCGAAAUCUUUGUGAAUCACAGAUCUCCAUCCUCAACACAAGCGAAUAGCAUCAUUCUGGAAUCAUCACCAUCACAAGAGACCCCUGGAGAUGGGCAGCCUCCAGCUUUACCACCCAAACAAUCAAAGAAAAAUAGUUGGAACCAAAUUCAUUAUUCACAUUCUCAACAAGAUCUGGAAAACCACACUAAUGAGACAUUUGACAUACCAUCUUCCCCAGAAAAAUCUACUCCCAAUGGUGGUAUUCCACAUGAUAACCUCGUUCUAAUCAGAAUGAAACCUGAUGAAAAUGGAAGAUUUGGAUUCAAUGUAAAGGGAGGCUAUGACCAGAAAAUGCCUGUGCUCGUGUCCCGAGUAGCUCCUGGAACACCUGCUGACCUCUGUGUUCCUCGACUGAACGAAGGAGACCAGGUCGUGCUGAUCAAUGGUCGGGAUGUUGCAGAACACACCCAUGACCAGGUUGUCCUGUUCAUCAGAGCCAGUUGUGAGAGACAUUCUGGAGAACUUGUGCUUCUGGUUCGGCCUAAUGCCGUGUAUGAUGUAGUGGAAGAGAAACUAGAAAAUGAGCCAGACUUCCAAUACAUUCCUGAGAAAGCCCCACUUGAUAGCAGCCAUCAGGAUGACCAUUCCCUACGGGAGUCGAUGAUCCAGCUAGCUGAGGGGCUUGUCACUGGAACAGUCCUGGCACAAUUUGAUCAACUGUAUCGGAAAAAACCUGGAAUGACAAUGUCUUGUGCCAAAUUACCUCAGAACAUUUCCAAAAAUAGAUACAGAGAUAUUUCGCCUUAUGAUGCUACACGGGUCAUUUUAAAGAAUAAUGAAGACUAUAUCAAUGCAAAUUACAUAAAUAUGGAAAUACCUUCUUCCAGCAUUAUAAAUCAGUAUAUUGCUUGUCAAGGGCCAUUACCACACACUUGCACAGAUUUUUGGCAGAUGACUUGGGAACAAGGCUCUUCUAUGGUUGUGAUGUUGACAACACAAGUGGAGCGCGGCAGGGUCAAAUGUCACCAGUAUUGGCCAGAACCCACAGGAAGCUCAUCCUAUGGAUCUUACCAGGUCACCUGUCACUCAGAAGAAGGAAACACUGCAUACAUCUUCAGGAAGAUGACACUAUUUAACCAAGAGAAAAAUGAGAGUCGUCAGCUCACUCAGAUCCAGUACAUAGCUUGGCCUGACCAUGGAGUCCCUGACGAUUCAAGUGACUUUCUGGAUUUUGUCUGUCAUGUACGAAAUAAGAGGGCUGGCAAGGAAGAACCUGUUGUUGUUCAUUGCAGUGCUGGGAUUGGAAGAACUGGGGUUCUUAUUACUAUGGAAACAGCCAUGUGUCUCAUUGAAUGCAAUCAACCUGUUUAUCCACUAGACAUUGUAAGAACAAUGAGAGAUCAGCGAGCCAUGAUGAUUCAAACACCAAGUCAAUACAGAUUUGUAUGUGAGGCUAUUCUGAAGGUUUAUGAAGAAGGACUUGUUAAACCUUUAACGACAUCAUCAAGUAAAUGAGAAGAGUCAUGGGAGAUGUGGUGAGAACCACUUUCCAUUCUGUUCACUGUGCCAUAGACUGCGUGCAGGAAUUGGCAGCAAAACAAACAAACAAAAAAUGAAGAACUCACAAAAACUGAAAACUUCGGCACUGUUGCACUUUAUGUUAAAAAAAAAAAUUGUCACUCUCAAAAUCUCUGACUCGUGUGUUUGAAGAUUGUUCCAUGCUUCGCUCUGAUCAAACAGCAACUGAGUGUCCAGGAUGGUUGGUGGGGCAGGCGGCGCCGCACCGUCCCCUUUUCAGACAGCUUCACAAUGAGGCUGAAAGUUGUCGUCGUCUCUGUGACACACCAAGUGCGCGUCAGGAAGCACAUCUGAUGUUUCCCAGUGAUUCAUGUACUUACAUACUGAUGACCAGAUUCUAUUUUUUAAAUCGUAGCAAUAUCAUCCUCAAUAUUAGCCAGUACACUGCCUCUGGAUGCAGCACACCUUCCCUACACUGUCCCUGUAGAGACCUGCUGUUCACAAGAAGAAGGGUGGAACUUGCUCUCCCCAGGAAAUGCUGCACAGUGUCCAUUUACCAGCAUCUUAUGGAAAGGAGAAAGACGAAUCUACAAAUUUUCUUGGAUUUAAUAAUGUAACAUAUUUAUCAUAUAAGGUUGGCUUAUUCCAAAUCAUGUGAUUCAUAUACUUGACGUAAAGGAAUGCAUGCAUUGUGUCUUAACCCCUUAAGUGCCUUGAGACGUCUUUGUAUGUCUAAUGAAAAGGCACUCAUUUGACCCCACUAGGAGGUAUGUAUGUAUGUAUGUAUAUUGUACAUUUACAUUUUUAAUGCAUUUUGAAUCACUUCCCUUUUUAUUUUUAAAGUAGUUUCCUGUGUUGAGAACUACAAAGUCAAAGGAGGGUAAGGAAAUUCUGCUUCUUACUCGCUUCCUGUAUUUUGCCAUGAGAAGGAAGGAGAAUUUGUAUUCUACUGAAUGAGCUCUGCUGCUAUGGAUUGUCCAGUAUCUGCACAUGCCUCCCCUGAGGAACAAGGGUUAUAGUUGUUGCAGCUCAAGUUAAAAGCUGCUUUAUUCUGAUCUCUGGCUUUAGAAGUGGCAUCUAAUAUGCACAUAAAACUUAAACACGUUGGUGCUCUAUGCUAACGUUAGAGAUGAGUUGAUUAUGAUUUAUUUCUGGUACUAAAUCAAUACUCUCCAGCCUUCAUUUUAUUUCAGAUCAUGCCUUGUUCACUCUGGCCUCUUGGUUGGGAUACUUGCAACAAGCAGUGAAAUAUUAACUUUCUUCAGAUGUGAUUUCCACAUGCAAUCUCUUAAUAACUAAAAUGAGGAUUUUCUUGUCAUUUUUAUGCACAGUUCCUCCAAUUCAUAUAUACUGAUUAAGCUGUGGGCAUGUUAAUAGAGUUUUAACUGUGACUUAGAUGCUGGAGUAUCUAAUUCACUUUCAGGAUGUGUAUGUUUCACUUCUCAGAUUUCUUGAUUUUUGAGUCUAAGGAGAGGGCUAGAACUUUUGAUCUGCCCAGUUUUUUUCCCCUUUACUCUUUUUGAUAGAGGAUAAGAGACAGACAGAAAUGGGGAGACACCCGCAGUACUGCUCUUCUGGUCAUGAAGCUUCCCCGCUGCCCAGUUUUAAUGUAAGUGGAAAUUUGCUCACCAAUUGAAAGGUUAUACUAACCAAUUAUUUUAUCAAGACUAUAGUUAAAAUGGAUUAGUUUACUGUGGUUUCUGAAUAUUUCUGUUUAAAAUUUAAUAAAUUUGAAUUGAAUAGUCAAUAUUUAAAAGUUAAAUAGAUACUUUGGAAUGCCACUUAGUAUGAAGGUAAAUAAACAUUUUAAAAUCAUAAGUAAAAUCUGAAUGAUGUUAUUUCAUAUCUUAAAAUUCAUAGUAGUGAAUUUGGGGAAGUUCCUAAGCAAAAACAGAAUACCAAAUAACUUACUUUAUCAAAAUAUUUUAAGUUGUAGGGCCAGGUGGUGGCACACCUGGUUAAGCGCACACAUUAUAGUGUGCAAGGACCCGGGUUUGAGCCCCCAGUGCCUACCUGCAGGGGGAAAGUUUUGCAAAUGGUGAAGCAGGGCAGCAGGUGUCUGUCUGUCUCCCUCUCUAUAGCCCCCUUCCCUCUUGAUUUCUGGCUUUCUCCAUUCUCCACCAACAGAUAAAUAUAAAGCUGGCUACCAUGUAUGUAUCAUGAUGAAGUGAGAAACUAAGAAAUAAUGGGGGUCUACAGAAUUGAGAACUGUUUGGUAGUUCAUUUGCACCAGGACUUAUAAAGAAAAUAUGCUCUGCUGUAUGGACAGAAUAUAACAGCAACAGAUAAGAAGCUUUUGUUGUGCAGAUGGAAACUGACAAAUGCCCUGACUGCCGUGUUCUUUAGGUCUUUGUUAAUACUCCUGAGAUUACUUUGGCAAGAUGAGCUUGUUGGCAAGGAGCACUGCUGCCUUUCUAAUUAUUAAUGUCAGUCUUUAAAUAAUAACAUACUUAACAGAAUGACAUUUAAAUCCCUCAUGUAUGACUUGCUCAUGUGGGAACUACCCUUCUAUAUUUUCAUGUACAUAAAAUAUCCUAUUUUCAAAGGGCAUAUUUAUUAGCAUCUUAAAUUUUUUUUUAAAUCAUAACUUCUUGAAAUGAGUAUGCUAAUUAUUGCUUCUCUGUUCUCCCAGUAGAUAAGAUUUUAUCCAUUAAACCAAAGGAUGUUUUAGCCUGUUUAGCUAUCUCUGUUAGAUUGUCAAGAUAAUUUCUAGCUUCCAGACUCCAGCUAGUUUUAGGUUCCAGUCAUGUCAGUAUAGAUUACGUGAUAAAAAUGCCAAAUUCCUUAUACCUAAGCCACCCCCCACACACAGUCGAUGCUGACUUUUAUUCUGAUAAUUGGGAUGUUUUGUCUUAGACACUGGUGUAUCAGGAGGUUUUUGUGAGUGCUACGAAAUGUUUGUAUAAAGCUUCCUAUGAUUUAGGGUGGUUUUACCGUGUUCAUUUCAAAUGUUUUAUCCAGCAUCUCAUUUUUGUCAACAUUGUGUACACAGGAUAAAUAUUAUUUUGGAAUAGAAUUUGCACACAAUAAGAAGUGGUAGUAUUUGUUAAACCAAUGCAUCCAUUCAAAAUAAAGGCAAGGAGCAUAUGAAGUAAUUUCCCAGGUAUAGAUUGCUAGUACAAGUAGGGUAAUGGAAAGGGUUCAUCAUUUUGGUUGAGUUAAGCUAAAUUUUAUAUAUGAAAGCUGGCUGCAAAUUAUAAAAAAAUGUGUUAAGGCAUUGGGACAGUUGCUUGAGAGUUCCACAUACUAACAUGUACACAUAAAUAUUCUUUUAUGUGUUCAUUAUGUUUCAUAAAGGCUAAUGCUAAGAAACUGGUUAAACCAUUAACUCUACAAUUGUUAAUAAUCUGUUAGCGAGGCUGGUCAGGUCUAACCAAGUGUUUUAUUAAUUAAAAGUUUCCUAUCUCCACUAGAAGUUUGAGAACUAAAAAGAACUUGAAAGAUCUUACCCAAUCUCACCUUCUGCUAUUGGCAACAUGUGCGGUAGCAUAAAUCCUUGUGAAUUUUAGUCUACUUCAGCUCACUAGUUAUACUCAGGCAGUAUUUUCACCUCAGUAGGAUGACCUUAGACAGUGUCGCUUAAUUUAGAAAAUAAGUAGAAUUUUAAAAGUGAUUCUUAUUAGGACCCCUACUUAGUUUGUUACUUACUCAUAUUUCUCUAGUAAGACAUAAGCUUUUGUAAAGUAUUUAUGCUGAUAUACAUGCAGUUAAAAAAAAAAAGUUCUAAAACACAAAUUAGAAGACAAAGCUCUUAUAGAACUAAUACUUAGAGUAUGUUUACUUAUAAUCAAAUAAUUUACGUUCAUGUAAAUGUGUAGUACAAUUAAAGUAUUACUUGUGUUAAAAUAUCAGAAAGAAGGAAAAAAAUUAACAGUCGUCUAUUUAGUAUCUGUUUUGAAUAUUUAAGAUAAUCUAAUGGGUAAGUUUGCCAAAGUAGUUUUGAAUUCAUUAAGAAGUAUUUAUACCACAACAACGUGGCAUAUGUUUACAUCUCUUCUGUGUUGUAGUUCAGUUAAAUCUGCAUUCAAGUCACUAAGAGUACAUACAUUUUGAUAAAUAUCUGUUCUGAUAAACAUCUCUUAAUAUGACAAGACAAAGAUCAACUAUGCCACUGCUAGCUUUUCUGUAAGCUAUCAGAGCAACAAAGUACCCGUAUUAACAGUGCGUGCUUCCUGUGUUUGCUUCAGCUGUCCAACCACAGUGCAUGCGUGUGCGCAUGCGUGCUUCCUCCAAAUCAGUGAAAAGUUUUUUGUUUUUGGCAAAUAUCUAAAUUACUGAUCUGUUGGCAAAUAUUUAUUAGUGUCUUGGUAUGAUCACAGCACAAGUUGUAGCCAAGUGAUUUACAAAAUUCUUAGAAAAUGAUAUGGAUACAAAGAAAUGUAUACGAUAAAAAUAUUUAUGGGCUGGUUGCCAGCAGAUAGUUUUAUAAAGGGUCCAUGAAGUUGAUUCCUUAAUUCUGUAUUUUUAGGCUGAACUUUAAAUCAUCUCGAUUACUACAGUAAACAUUUCAGUGUUUGUAAAUAGAAGCAAACUCUACUUCAUUUUAACAACCCAACUGAAAUAGUUGUAGGUAGACAUAGUUCUAUUUUCUUAUCUAAAUUUGCUGCUAUUUAUUUGUUUUAUUUUUUCUAUUUUAUGUUUACUGUUAAUUUCUGAAGCUUUUUUUUUAAUUCACUGUUAUUUUUACUUCAGUAAUCCAAGCAACCAGAAAUAGUAACACUCUAGGUGCGAUCCAUCAGCAUUGACUAAAUAUGACUCAGUGCAUAAACAAACCAAAUUUUUUCUUAUUAACAGAGUGAAAGGUAUAAGCAAUGUUGCAUGUCUCAGAGGCUAUGAUUUUAAGAGGACAUUUUAUGCUUAGCUUCCUGAAGGUUUGAAGAAUUUCCAGUCUGAGAAUGAAAAUGUUUGAGAGCUUUGUGAUUGUAAGAUUUUCAGUUAAACACUGUAGAGCUUUCCUAUUGUGUAAAUGAUAUAAAAAUAUUUUUCUAUGGACGAAAGAUUGAAACUGUUAACUUUUACUUCAUGUUUAAAAAAUAUUUGUAUGUCCUUCAUGCUGUAAAGAAAAAUGAAUGUAUCUAUCAAUACUUGCUAGAAUUACAACUUAAUUCUAAAGAUAGCCUUUGUUUAAAAUGCCAGUGAGGCAAUAAAAAAGGAGAGAAGUUUUUCCACUCCAAGGUACAAAAAUAAAAUUUAGAAGAAUAAGGUUUUCAAUAUGAAUGACAGCAAUGGUUAUUGAAACAUAUUUCAAGUCUAACACACAUUCUUUGUUCAUUUGCUGUUACUUAGCCCUAGAUGAGGAAGUUCCAGGGGAAAGCACGCACAUCUUAUGUCUAAGUGGAAGAUGAUGAAAUGGUCAUCUUCUGGAGUGUGAGGGUGUUUGUGUGUGAGGGUCAGGGUUCUGCUGUAUAUGUUUGCCAUCAAGAAAAGUUCUCAUACUUUGUCACUCUAGCAGCCACACAUGAGGACAUUAUUAUAAGAGUGUGACAUUGGUAAAGUCAGAAACCAUGCCUAAGAUUUAUGACAGAAAUACAUGCGGAAGCCCCUGACAGAUUGCGAGUUUUCUCUCUCUAUUCUCAGUAUUUUUAGACAAAAACCACUGAAUCCAAUUCUGACUUCUAAAUUUGUUUAAGUAAUAUUUUAUCAUUCAUUAAAUGUAAUGAGAUGUUGGAUCCCUCCAACUUUAAAUAAAUUACUACUUUUUUUUCCCUUAAGUAUAAAUGUUUUGCAGUAAACUCUUAUGUUGAUAUAAACUCAGUAUAUUGAUACUUUCCUAACUCUAGUUGCCAUUAGUAAAGGCUCACUCAAUCAAAGUUUCCAAAUAUUACCUAUGAUAACAUUAAUAAUUAAAAUGCCACACUGCUGAAUGAUGUUAUCUCCAUGAAACCAUUAAAAAGGCUUAGCCUGCUCACAAUCUUAGUCACAAAUAGAUAGUAAUUUGUGUUUCCCUCAAAUCUAUUUUAGUUAUAAUUUAGCCCACUUUACCUUCUACUAAAGUAGCUUUGUGGUUUCUACUCCUGAAUUGUAGUGUUUCUUUUCCUGUCUUUCUAGUGGACAUAAUUAUUCUAUUUUGUUCUGAUUUGCUUUGCUUUGUUUUAUUGUUUUUUUUGUUUUUUUUUACCAGAGCAUUGCUCAGCUCUGUUUUAUGAUGGUGCAGGGGAUUGAACCUGGGACUUCAAAGCCUCAGGCAUGAGAGUCUCUUUGCAUAACCAUUAUGCUAUCUAUCCCUGCCCAAUAAUUCUUUAUUUUGGAUAUUCUUUUGGAUAGUUCAAAUUUCAGUGCUGAUAUUGAUUUCUUGAAUUUCAGAUAGAAGCACUUUAUUUCAUACUACUGAUUUAACUUAUACACUUUAAAAAAUCUGUCCUAGCAGUUUUGUAAGUAGAGGGGAAAUAGUAGAUUAAUUUGUAAGCUUAUUGUACUGGACUAAAGCUUAAAUGCUUUAAAAUGUUCUCUUGAUCAUUUGAUAUUUUAAAAAGGUAACGUGGUUGUAGAUUUGCCAUUUGCUAUAAUUUAUUUCAGUAUAGUAGCAGCUACCCUAGUGACUGUCAUGCUGGAAUCUGAGUUCCCUCACCUAACUUCCGUCAGAUUUGGCUUACUGUAAUCAUUUCGACUUUGCAUUUUUGUACAUAGAUAUUAAAGUCCUUUGUUUUGAGUUGUACUCACAAGUAAUUUGAAGAGAGCAAAGUUCUGACACUUUACAUGUCAAAGGGCAGAACUUUAGAUACUGAGAAACAGUUUAUAUUAAGCUGUUUGCAUUCCCCUGUUGUUAGAAUGUAUUUGAUUUAAAAAAUGAUACCUGUGUAGUCCAUGUUCUUACAGCAUCAGAACAUUGUAGUUGUAAUCCAUGUUGUAAUCUUUUCAGAUGAGAAAAGCUUGUCUUUUAUUUUCUACAGUGUAGGCUUAAUUUUAGGACAGAUAGUUUAUAUAAUUAUCAACAAUAUUUUUUGUAAUAGUUUUAAAGUUACUUCUACAUGGAGGUUGUUUUUAAUUUGGGAUUUUUUUUUUCUUGGAACAGGUGCUAUAUGUAAAUAUGAAGGGCAAAAAGUCACUUAGUUAAGUCUGGUUAAUUAAGAUAUAGUUUUACAUUUCUGCUACCACUUCAUAUUUAAUUGUACUUAACUAGUAGCAAAUGGAAUUACACCCAUAUAUAUUUUUUAACUUCCCCAAAAUUUCUUUCCAUAUACUUUGGGCACAUGAUUAAGAGGCAAAGGAACUUAGGGUUUGUUUAAAAUGUAAAUCUGGAUUCAGUCAAAACUGGAUCAUUGGAAAUCCCUACUAUGUAUCUGUCACUGCAACUUCACUAUAUAUUUGAACGGCCUUGUACAGCUAUUUUAAUGUCAGUAAGCUAUAGAGUCGCUGUAACCAACCCAUGCGCCAAAAAAUAUACAAGUAUUGCAAACAGGAAAGAAUGCCAAUUUUCAUUAAAACUGUUUUUAUUCUAGAAGCAAUUUAUGUCAUGUGAAAGAUUAUAUAUGUUUUGUUGGCCAUAUUUCAUUUUGAUUGAGAAAUAAUUGUUCAGGUACAAAUGUGAAAAAAAGUAGCUGUGACUUUUAGUUAUUCAAUUGCAAAAUAAAGAUGAGCUUUAGUAACUUAAA
This is a messenger RNA of Erinaceus europaeus (western European hedgehog), 11261 nucleotides long. It is a transcript of the gene PTPN4, whose product is annotated as protein tyrosine phosphatase non-receptor type 4. Gene Ontology annotation, molecular function: cytoskeletal protein binding; protein tyrosine phosphatase activity. The transcript has 29 exons. The record is from RefSeq and is a predicted model, not a curated record. Lineage: Eukaryota; Metazoa; Chordata; Mammalia; Eulipotyphla; Erinaceidae. Gene Ontology annotation, biological process: protein dephosphorylation. Bases 868 to 3666 code for a protein of 932 amino acids. Gene Ontology annotation, cellular component: cytoskeleton; cytoplasm; cytoplasmic side of plasma membrane.